AUGGCCGACGAUCUGUCGCGGUUGGGGGUAAGUUGGGUGGAGGAGUCGGCUCUACGUGAGGAUGUCGUGGCGGCAGUGGACGCCCACGGUGCCGCAGAGGCCGCGGUGGAUGAGGCAGAGCUGCGCCGUCGCUGGGAAGCCCUGGAGGAGAUGGAGCAUGUCGUUGCGGAGCUGCAGUCGUUGGCUGCGAAGCCACUUCAGACUGCCAUGCCGUCCAGAGGGGUGGAGAUGCUUCCAGGGAAUGGAGGUGCGGAAGCAAGGAAGGAGGCGGAAAAUGCCGCGGCCGUCCUGCAGUUUCGUUUGGCGAACGCACAGAGAGAGCUGGAGAACCGUGCAAAGCUGCUGCGUCGCUGGCAGGUGGAGAUGGAGGGACGGCAGCGCAAACGUCUUGAGGAGGCAAAGCGGCGCAGGCGGCUGUCUGAAGCGGCAGAACGAAACACAACGAUGGGUGCCUCAGCUGGCAACAUAUCUUUGGCUUCUGCUGGUGUCAGCGGCGAGGCACACCAUGCAGCGACCACGACGAUGACGGCGCCUGCCGCCACGAUGCAUGUGCCUGUCGUGCAGGUGGCUUCCUCCUUAGCAUCCCUCACAUCUGCUGCGUCGUCGCUUGCAGCACUGAGCAACAGGAGGCUUGAAGCGACGUCUCCGCUGCGCUCCAGCGGGGUCCCGAAGAAUACGGCGACGGCAGUGCAGUCUGGAGCAGCGGCGGAACUGCAACAGUGUCAUGACGUUGGCAGUCGUGCGGCGACGGCGUUGACUCUCAUGGAGUAUGCGGGCGGCGCCAUUCUUCCCUCACUUCACCGCGUCACACUAACACGCUCGGAUGUGCGGUCAAAGUCUAGGAAGUACACCGAUGAUGGUGACCUCGAUGCGUUCCACACGCGUCAGCUAAAACGAAAGCGGUUGGAGGAAGCUGCUGCAAACAUUGCAUCCUCACAGGUGAAGCAGAUCCCUUCUGACGCGGCGAAGCUGGAGUUGGACGCUAGCGCUGGGUCGAUUACUGUAAAGCAGGAAGCCGGAGCGGAGGAACGAAGCGGCGUCACGAGGACCAGCGCGAUCGACGUGGAUGCACUGAUGGAGGAGGAGGAUGAGGAUGCCGGUGAAGACGUUGUGCGGCAGGUGCUCAUGAAUGUUAGUGGCGGCCGUGAGGAUGGCAGUGAUGCCCAAUUCGUGAAUCGGGGGGGGCAGGAAACACUUGUGUCGCUCAUGCCUGGCAUCUCUCUCUCAGCUGCCAUUUACAACCGUUUGCUGGAGCACCAGAGAGACGGUGUUAUCUGGAUGCUGCAGCUGCACAACCAAAGGAUGGGUGGCAUCCUUGGGGAUGAAAUGGGCCUUGGGAAGACGAUACAGGUGGCGGCUAUGCUAAACACUCUGAAUCAUUCCCGGCAGCUGCGUGGUCCAUGCUUGAUUGUCUCGCCCUUGACGGUGCUGCGGCAGUGGGUGGCGGAAAUGCACCGAUGGGCCCCAUACAUCCGGACUUGUGUCAUGCAUGAAAGUAGUGCCACCACUAUGAGUCGUGAGAAACUUGUUGAAUCCAUCCAGGCGACGCCGGCGGUGCUUCUUACCACGUACACGGCUGUGCGGCAACACUGUCAGCUUCUACACAGGGCAAAGUUUCAGUAUGUCAUCUUGGAUGAGGGGCAUAAGAUUAGUAACCCGGAGGCCACUGUGACACUUGCAGUAAAAUCCUUCCCAACGCCGCAUCGUAUUAUUCUCUCCGGGACACCCAUUCAAAACACCCUAAAGGAGCUUUGGUGCCUGUUUGACUUUGUCCGGCCUGGCUUGCUUGGCACCAUGACAAAGUUUGUGGAGGAGUUUGAGGAGCCGAUUAACGCAAGCAAGGACGUUCGUGCCUCCUCGCUGACGCUGGCAACCGCCGUAGAAUGUGCCCAAGCGCUGCGGGAGCGAAUCGCACCCUACCUGCUACGUCGCCUGAAGCGACAGGUAAUGCAUCACGCGUUGCCGCAGAAGUACGAGCGCGUCAUACGCUGCCCCUUAAGUGAUGAACAGUUGGAGGCGUAUGUGGAGUUGCUGACCUCCGCGCGAGUGCAGCGGCUCUUCAGUGGCACCGUGACAAACAUGCAGAUGAUGGGUGGGUUGAAUCGCGAUGGUCGUGACGCGAGUGGUUGCCUUCACACCGCUGGUAGACGCUUUCAGCUGUUUCAGCGCCAGCAUCACAGCGGCAUUCGCCUUGAGGCCUUCCGUGUGCUGAAUGAGCUGCGUCAGAUUUGCAACCACGUGGACAUUUUCCGAGUGCGGCAGGUGGCGGUGGCAAAUGGCAAGGACUACUUUGAUGACGACAACGAUGAUGACGUGGUGGGCGCGAAGGCAAGGCGGCGACGUGGGACGCACCUGUCACUGCGCAGCAACCGCCCCGUAAACUACGCGGGUAGUGGGAAGCUGCAGACGCUGCGAAAGUUGUUGACAGUCUGGCAGCGUGGGGGUCAGCGGGCGCUAGUUUUCUCACAGACCCGCACGGCGCUUGACAUCAUUGAGAAUAUGUGCGAACAGGAGGGGUUCACGUACAUCCGCAUGGAUGGCAGCACAAACGGGCACUAUCGACAGGAGCUCAUGGACCGCUUCAACGAAGAUGAUAGCAUCGUCGCCGCGCUGCUCACGACGCGCGUUGGCGGCGUUGGGGUCAAUUUGGUUGGCGCCAGUCGUGUCGUGGUGUUUGACCCCGACUGGAACCCUGUCACUGACGAACAGGCACGCGAGCGGGCGUGGCGCAUCGGUCAGACGCGCGACGUCGGCGUCUACCGCCUCAUCGCCAGCGGCACCGUUGAGGAGGCGAUUCUCCGCCGGCAGCUUGCCAAGACGUACGUGACGGAGAAGGUGCUGCACAAUCCGGCGCUGCAGCGUUUUUUUCACCAGCAGGAGAGCAUCACGGAGACGUUUUACCUCGGCGCGGAGUACGACAGCCGUGUGCCGGCGGGGAAGAAACACAUCCUCGCGGUGCAGGAGAUAUCCCCCCUGCUGGAGGCGGACGAGGAGGCUGUGACGGAGCAGGAGAAGAGUGGUGGGGCAGUUGUGAAGCAGGAGAGUGGUGGGGCGCCCGCCGUCUACCGUGUGCGGCCCCCGUCUCCGCAGCCAACGUCGUCUCCCACUGCCGCCGCCGCCGCCCACAAGGCGGAGACAGCGCUUCUGCAGGACCUCGUUGACGGGCGGGAGGUGCGUGUGUCGGGGGGAGACGCGAUUGCGCAACACCUCGCACGUCUCUCUGCGGCGCAGACGAUGCAGCGCGUGGCAAACACCACUCGCACCAUUGCGCAACAGCAGGCCGAGAUGCGGGUGAGGGCCUCACGAGAAAUAAAGGAGGAAAAAGUGGACUGA
Molecule: messenger RNA, 3333 nt
Organism: Trypanosoma rangeli
Lineage: Eukaryota; Euglenozoa; Kinetoplastea; Trypanosomatida; Trypanosomatidae
Product: putative DNA excision repair protein
Exons: 1
Coding region: 1-3333 (1110 amino acids)
Biological process (GO): transcription-coupled nucleotide-excision repair
Cellular component (GO): nucleus
Molecular function (GO): ATP-dependent chromatin remodeler activity; ATP binding
Source: RefSeq, a predicted model, not a curated record